UCUGCGGGCCCUGCCAUGGCUUCAGGGUUGGCAGGUGCUGCUGGUGUGCCCUCAAGCACUCCAAUGAUAGACACCACUGACAGCACAGGUUUUGUUAAUGUGUUUUUUUUUCCUUCCCUAAAAUACAUUAGAUUUGGUCCAGCACCAGUGCAGGAACGACUCAGCUGCAUGGCCAGGAAUAACUCCAUCUAUGUGGUUGCAAACAUUGGGGACAAGAAACCAUGUAACUCCAGUGAUCCCGACUGCCCCACUGAUGGUCGCUACCAGUACAAUACGGAUGUCGUCUUUGACCCAGAGGGGAAACUGGUGGCUCGUUACCACAAGUAUAAUCUCUUUAUGAUGGAAACUCAAUUUAAUUACCCAAAAGAGCCAGAAGCUGUCACCUUUGAGACUCCCUUUGGGAAGUUCGGCAUUUUCACUUGCUUUGACAUCCUUUUCCAUGAGCCUGCAGUGGUCCUGGUGAGCAAGAUGCAGGUGGACACUGUGCUUUUCCCGACGGCUUGGAUGAAUGUCCUACCAUUUCUGACUGCAGUUGAGUUUCACUCUGCCUGGGCUAUGGGGAUGCGUGUCAACUUCUUAGCUGCCAAUACUCACAAGACCAGCUUUGCAAUGACAGGAAGUGGUAUUUAUGCACCAGAUGGAGCCAGGACAUACUCCUACAAUAUGAAAACUGAAGAUGGUCAACUCCUCAUUGCUGAACUAGAUGCACACCCUCGUCUUUCUCCUGCCUCCCCUCCUGCUGUCAGCUGGAGCUCAUACGCUUUGAGUGUCAAAAGAUUCUCACAAAAUGACCGUGAUUUCACAGGAAUUAUCUUUCAUGACCGGUUCACUUUCACUGAGCUCACUAAGCCUGGGGGAAAUUUCACUGUUUGCCAAAAAGACCUCUGCUGUCACUUGAGCUACAAGAUGGCAAGGAAACGAGAUGAUGAAGUUUAUGUGCUGGGUGCUUUUGAUGGGCUUCAUGUUGUUGAAGGACAGUACUAUCUGCAGAUAUGCACGCUGCUCAAGUGCAAGAGCACAAACCUGGACACGUGUGGGCAGCCAGUGGAGACGGCUCAGACCGAGUUUGAGAUGUUCUCCCUCAGCGGCACAUUUAGCACCAACUACGUCUUUCCAGAAGUGUUGUACAGUGGGGUGCAGUUGGCCCCUGGGGAGUUCGAGGUACUGAAUGAUGGACGCUUGAUAAGUAAGACAAAACCAACAAAACCAGUUGUUACUGUGACACUUUUUGGACGCUGGUAUGAAAAUGAUCAUCUGAAACAAGACCCGCAGCCAACGGACAUGAUUGAAGCUGUACACUUUUUACAUCCAAAUGAGAUACAGCAUCCUCUACUACAACAAAACCUGCCACCACUUCUUGGUCAAAACAUGACGUGAAUCAUCAUUUCUUGGAAAUCUCUGCUGAACCAAAACUUGGAAUCGAAACCUCACAUUAUUCAGGUUAUCAGUUCUGAAAACGGCUUGACAACACCUCCUGUCUGCACUGGAUGCUAUUCAGUGAUGGAACUGUUUGCAACCAGUAAAAAAGUCACUGAGUUACCCUGGUAUCACACAGCAGUUCCUCCCUCCCAUCUUCUAUAUGUCUUUCUAGUUGUAUAGCACCAACAUACGUGAAAUACGCCUUGUCCUUUGCUCCUUCCUGUUAAUGCUGGGUGGUGCUGCCCUGCAGAUGAAUUUGCUUGAGGGAUUAGAGGAUUUAGAAUUCUACUUCAGGUGAACUACUCCUGGUGAGAAGGCACUGUUCACAUCUUUGGUUCCUUUUCUCCCCCAGUGAGCUGUGUUUUGUUGCUGCUGCUGGACCCUAGUGACCUUCUUUCAGCACAUCAGUUUAUAAACGUGCAUGAUUUGUGGCUGUGUCCUUAAGAGUGGUCAGAGACCUCUGUUAGUCUUGUUUCUCCUUUCUUUUUUUCACACUGGCACCAUUCCUGGUCUCACCAUGAUGCUCUCGAAGUCCUCAAUCUCCUGUAUUUCUGUUAUGGAGCUGAUGAGACACUGGGAGUGCAAAUACUCUCCAAACUCCAGCGCUAAUUACCACUGCUGUGCGCCGUAUGACCUUUUUUGUUUUCAAAUGUAAAUAAAUAACUCACAUGUGACAUAA
Molecule: messenger RNA, 2098 nt
Organism: Empidonax traillii (willow flycatcher)
Lineage: Eukaryota; Metazoa; Chordata; Aves; Passeriformes; Tyrannidae
Product: pantetheinase-like
Exons: 5
Coding region: 16-1377 (453 amino acids)
Molecular function (GO): hydrolase activity, acting on carbon-nitrogen (but not peptide) bonds, in linear amides
Source: RefSeq, a predicted model, not a curated record